Messenger RNA from Helianthus annuus (common sunflower), 1329 nucleotides. RefSeq names its product GDSL esterase/lipase At5g33370. Bases 1 to 1329 code for a protein of 442 amino acids. NCBI's taxonomy places the organism in Eukaryota, Viridiplantae, Streptophyta, Magnoliopsida, Asterales, Asteraceae. Gene Ontology annotation, molecular function: hydrolase activity, acting on ester bonds. The transcript has 5 exons. The record is from RefSeq and is a predicted model, not a curated record.
AUGGCUAGCCUUUGGUUCAUGUUAGUGUUGUGUUUAACCACAUGGGUUAGUGUUAGUACCACACCCGACAAAACUAUCUUUGACCCUUUGGGGGAUCAUGGCGGGGACAAGAUCAUCUUUAAACCCUAUGAGAAUCAUGGCGCACCCAAGAGUAGCCAUGAUUCACCCAAGGGCCAUCAUGAUGCACCCAAGGGAAGUCAUGAUUCACCCAAAGGGAAUCAUGGUGCACCCAAUGCGCCUCAUGUUGCGCCCAAAAGGGGUGGUUCCACACCAAAGGGGCCUCGUGUUAGCCCAAAACAAAAACAAGCUCGACCAUUUUUUGUGUUUGGAGACUCGUUAGUUGAUAAUGGUAACAAUAAUUUCUUGAUCACGGGUGCUCGUGCGGACAUGCCCCCUUAUGGCAUCGAUUCUCCGGAUCAUAGUCCUACCGGUCGCUUUUCCAAUGGCCUCAAUAUUCCAGAUGUUAUCAGUGAGUAUAUUGGGUCUGAACCCACAUUACCAUAUUUGAAUCCUCAACUCACGGGUCAAAAACUUCUCAUUGGUGCCAAUUUUGCUUCGGCCGGAGUUGGUAUAUUAAACGACACUGGGUUCCAAUUUCUAAAUGUUUUACGAAUGCCAUUACAACUGGAGUACUUCAAAGAGUACCAACAAAGAUUAAGUCUUGCAAUUGGUGAUGAAAAAGCUAAACAACUUGUUAAUCGAGCAUUGGUCCUCAUUUCAUUGGGUGGCAACGAUUUUAUAAACAACUAUUACUUGUUUCCUGGUUCAGCUAGGUCUCAACUAACUUCUCUUUCUGAUUACGUUACCUAUCUCAUAGUCGAAUAUCGUAAGAUCUUGGAGAAACUUUAUGAAUUGGGAGCAAGGAGGGUGAUCGUGAUGGGAUUAGGGCCAUUGGGGUGCGCACCAGGCGAACGAAUGCAACAUAGUAAAACCGGUGAUUGUGCGACUGAUCUACAAGCUGCAUCCGCCUUGUUCGAGCCACAACUCACCCAAAUGGUUCAAGACCUUAAUGCCAAGUAUCAUGCCGAUGUUUUUGUUGCCGCCAACACCAAACUCAUGAAUUAUGAUAUGAUCUCUGAUCCAAAGGCAUUUGGUUUCAAAACAUCAACGACGGCUUGUUGUGGACAAGGACCAUUCAAUGGGCUUCCGGGUCUAUGCACGGUGACUUCGAACCUAUGCCCCAAUAGAGACGAGUAUGUAUUUUGGGACGCGUUCCAUCCGACCGAACGAGCAUGCCGAAUAAUUGGACAACAGAUAAUGAACGGUACACAUGAGUACAUGAAACCAGUGAACCUUAGUGUCAUCAUGGCUGUUGAUUCCAAAAUGUGA